AAAUAGGAAACUUCUCUUUUCUGUGAAAUUCCCUGUUUAUAGGGAGGGGCAAAUUUAUGACUGGGUAUAUAUUGCGGUGGCACUCCUGAGGAUUCAAACAAUCCUUUCUCCAGGGAGAAGAGGGAAGGAACAGCUCAGCUGCCUGAUCUGACACUCUGCUUCAAGGGAACAAGAGCCAUUCACCUGAAAUCCUCCCACGAUGCUUUGGCUGCUGCUGCUGCAGGUGUUGGCGAGCUGCCUCUGGCUGGGACACAGCGAGGUGGUGACAUCCUUUGAGAUGUGUCCCCAGUUUUUCUAUGAGGAGACCACGCCAAAUGAAGCCUUGAGUCCACAGAAUGCAGCCUGGAUCUGUCAACGCUACAACAACCAGUAUCACUUUGCCACUCUGUAUGACAGAACCAGGAGAAUUCCUGUGUAUUCUGCCUACAUCUACGAGCCUGGAUGUGAUGAGGUGACGACACCUGAAUCGUGGUGGUUUGUUGAGCCCCAGCUGAUAGAUAACASAAGUUUUAUAGAGAUGAAAAGAGAAUCUAUCCUCCUAGAGCAACAUCUGUUCACCUUAGAGCAGAUCAAAGAGAGCCAGGCUGUCGUUGAAGACUACAGCAACCUGAUUGGUUUGGUCCGUGGCCAUUUGAAUCCCAGUGGCCAUCACAGGAGUGAUGACAGCAAGUUGGCUACCUUCACCCUAACCAACAUAGUGCCCCAGGAUAGCAGUGUCAACAAGGGUGCCUGGAAAAAAUAUGAGUUUGACAUGAUGGCUGAAAAAAGCAAGGGCUGUAGAACCACCUACGUCAUCACAGGUGCUGUGCCUGGGAACGACUACGUCGCUGGUGGCAGGGUGAACAAACCCAGCCACAUCUGGUCUGCUGCCUGCUGCGUGAUGAAUGAAGAGUACAUGAAGGCUUGGGCRGUCAUUGCUGAGAAUGACAAGAACGAGGCCCAGGACCUCACACUGGGAGAGCUGGAGGAGAGGUUGACCGAGUUCUAUGGGGGACAAGACAUUAAGCUGUUCCACGAUGACUGUCCCCGAGAAUAAGCCUCACAACCUGAACAGAAAAGGGUGAGGAGCUUUUGCCACUCGUCACAGAAUCACAGAAUGGGUUGGGUUUGAUGGGACCUUAAAGACCAUCUCGUUCUGACCUGCAGGUUUUUCCAAGCCCUAUGCAGCCAGACCUUGAAUGUUUCCAGGGAUGGGGAAGCCAAAAUAUCUCUGGGUAACUUUUGCUUGUAGCACAGCAUGCUCAAAAUAAUUAACUUCCUUAUAAUAUCCCACAUAACCCUGCAUUCUGUCAGUGAGAAUUAUCAUUAUCUCUUGUCCUGUCACUUCCUACCCUUGUCCAAAUGUUCCUCUCCACGUGCCUUAGAGAUUCUCUAGGGAUGGGAUUCCAAGGAGCCUUCUCCAGGCUGAACACCCACAGCUCUCUCUCCCUCUCUCCAGAGCUGAUGUGCUCCAGCCCUUGCAGUACCUUCAUGGCCUCCUCUGGACUCCACUCCAACAGCUUUGUCUCCUUCUUGUGCUCUGGGCCCCAGAGCUGGAGGCAGCACUGCAGGUGGGGUCUCAGCAGAGCACAGCACGGGAGGACAAAUGUCCUGUGCAGGGGCUGUGCUGCUUCCUUCCCUGGUGUGUUUCCA
Molecule: messenger RNA, 1632 nt
Organism: Malurus melanocephalus (red-backed fairy wren)
Lineage: Eukaryota; Metazoa; Chordata; Aves; Passeriformes; Maluridae
Product: endonuclease domain-containing 1 protein-like
Exons: 3
Coding region: 200-1036 (278 amino acids)
Molecular function (GO): nucleic acid binding; metal ion binding; hydrolase activity
Source: RefSeq, a predicted model, not a curated record